AUGGGCAACAACAUUUCGUACCAGCAAACGCCGGUUGAGCUGAGCUUAGGGGACAAGGGCAAGAUCCGCGGCCUUCAGUUCGACGAUAAGUCCCGCCGAUUCACGGGCGUUCCUUAUGCGCUUCCUCCGACCGGCGAGCACAGAUGGCGUAAACCGCGACCACUGCCGACUUCAUAUUCGUACAGCGACGGCGGAGACUGCGCAUACGAUGCGACGAAGUUCAAGGCCGUGUGCCCUCAGAAGGCCUUCCACGUCGUAAAACCUGACGGCCAAGGCGCUACUCACAGCGAAGACUGCCUGUUUGUCAACAUCUGGACUCCAGUGCGCAAGGAUGGGGAGGAGGACAAGAAGUGGCCGGUGAAGCUUUGGAUCCAUGGCGGCUGGUUUCAGAUGGGAGACGCGUCCCAGGAGCCUGGCAUGGAUGCGACCGAGCUCAUCACGACGGGCGGGCUCAACGCAAUUGUCGUAGCCAUUGGAUACCGACUUAAUGUCUUCGGCUUCCUGGCUGGCGAGGAUCUUCUCCGAGAAAGCGGCGGCGAGGCGGGCGGCAACUUUGGCCUGUGGGAUCAGCGGGUCGCGGCCGAGUGGGUGCGGGACAAUAUCGCGUACUUUGGCGGUGACCCCGACAACAUCACCCUCGCCGGCCGCAGCGCUGGUGCAUACAGUGCCGAGGCGCAGAUGCUUUAUGACUUCCGCAAGCCAGGGAACAAGUCCUCGCUUUACCGCCAGAUUUUUAUGGACUCCAACGCGAUCCCUGCGCAACCCAAGUCCUUGGCAGAUGUUCAAGGGCAGUUCGACGAGCUCUGCGAAUACUUCAAGAUUGAAAAGAGCCUAUCAGGAUCUGAAAAGCUCUCAGCUUUGCGCGACAUCAGCUGGGAAGAUCUUAUCAAGGCAAUCCCCCAUUUGAAGAACCACACCUUCCGGCCCGUUACGGACGAUACUUUUGUGCAUUCGGGGAUGAUCGAAUACCUGCAAAGCAAGGAGUUUGCCGACGAGUUCAAGGCCAGAGGAUACAAGAUCUUGAUUGGCGAAGUGCGAAACGAAGAAACAUUGUACUCUUCAUACAACGCCCCGACCGAGCCGACGUUAGACGCCCUCAGGCUGCAGGUAUCGAACUACUAUGCCCCUGAUGUUACUGAUCGAGCCAUCCAGCAAUACAAGUUACCGGAGUCGGACAAGCUGGAAGAUUGGCAAAGGACUUUUGGAAAUAUUGUGUCUGAUGGCCAAGUGCGCGCUCCGUCUCGAGCUCUGGCCAAAGCAUUAGUCGAUAACGGCGUCAAUCUACAAGAUGUCUGGCGAUACCACAUCGCAUAUCGUUUGUCUUUCAUCGAUGAGAAGGUGGCACCAGCAUCGUUUGGUGUCGCACAUGCGAUGGACAGGCCGAUUUGGAACUUUGCCAUCUGUCACGGGCCAACGCCUGCUGAAAGGCAGCUGAUGGAGGAUUGGAUCGGCAUAUUGGUUGCCUUCGUCAACGAUGACAAGAGCUAUGAGUUCGGCACCACCUCAGUUGAUCAGAUGAAGGUUAUGACUCCAGAGGGAAAGAUUGAGGUUCAGCCAGACGGAAGAUGGGAGGAGCUGGUGAAGCUAGGAAACAUCUUUGCAGGCAACUAG
Messenger RNA from Colletotrichum chrysophilum, 1611 nucleotides. RefSeq lists its product as uncharacterized. The record is from RefSeq and is a predicted model, not a curated record. Bases 1 to 1611 code for a protein of 536 amino acids. The transcript is spliced from 3 exons. NCBI's taxonomy places the organism in Eukaryota, Fungi, Ascomycota, Sordariomycetes, Glomerellales, Glomerellaceae.